Molecule: messenger RNA, 1065 nt
Organism: Trypanosoma cruzi
Lineage: Eukaryota; Euglenozoa; Kinetoplastea; Trypanosomatida; Trypanosomatidae
Exons: 1
Coding region: 1-1065 (354 amino acids)
Source: RefSeq, a predicted model, not a curated record
AUGAGGAGCGCCGGGGUGGACUCUUCCGCGACAGUCUCCACGGUUUCUGCGGCGAGGACGACGACGACGACGACGACGUCGCAGCCGUUGCCGCCUACAAAAGUACUGAGAGACAGGGGCAUAAUUGACUUUAGGUACCCGAGCGAAAAGCGUGCUGCGCGGCAGCUGCAACUUGCAUUUCCUGACGCCGAUGCGCAGUUAGUGGCGGAGCUCGCGCUUCUCGUCUCGGCGCGGCGGCAGACCAUCGAGGACGCCUUGGAUUUGCUGCAGAGGCGUGAGGAGUCUGGAAAGAAUGCCCCGUCAAAAUUCAUUCAGAGAAUACCGGCGGUGCGGGUGGAGGAGGGGAAACCGAAACAGUCAUGGUCGUACAAGAAAGUUGGCGAAACUCCCGAAAAGAAUGACGGUGUGCAGAAAUCCGGUGAAGUACCACCGAAUGGCCGGGGCGCGCCACACGAGACAUCCGCAGAGAAGACGGCUGUUGUCGUCCCCGCCGUUCCCAAAACGACGACGAGGGCCAACGUCCCCGCUCAGCGGCGUGCAAGCGGCAGUACUCAGCCGUCAGAGACACGAAGUGGCGGCCUCAAUGCGGGAACAUUGGCAAAAGAUGCGGCGCAGUCCUUUCACAAUUCUUCUCAUGCCUCCCCGCCAUUAUCUUCCGCCACGACUACGCGUACUACCAAUCACACUAGUGCGACUGCGAGGCAUACCGCGAAGGCGGUGCUCUUUGUGACCACCAUGACAUGCGACCGCCGUGUCCGUGAUCACUGCCGUCAGAUAGAGACGCUUUUGUACUUGAAACGCAUUCAGUACGUAUCGGUGAAUGUCGCGGAUGAUCCCUUCACGCAGCGGCGUCUGCGUGAGAUGUACGCUGCAUCGACGGGUCGCAAUGUGAUGCCGCCCACACCGGCCUUUUUUAUAGGCGAUCAUUUCAUUGGCGAUUACGAGGUGUUGCAGGAGUUGGAGGACGAUGGGAAGCUGAUGGAGACGCUGUGCCAAUGCGGCUACCGCACGCCCCAGGGGUCAAAUAAAGAGGGCGACGGGACAGAACAGGCGGACAGUUGUUAA